Molecule: messenger RNA, 1094 nt
Organism: Gossypium raimondii (Peruvian cotton)
Lineage: Eukaryota; Viridiplantae; Streptophyta; Magnoliopsida; Malvales; Malvaceae
Product: Golgi SNAP receptor complex member 1-2
Exons: 6
Coding region: 228-938 (236 amino acids)
Biological process (GO): endoplasmic reticulum to Golgi vesicle-mediated transport; vesicle fusion
Cellular component (GO): Golgi medial cisterna; SNARE complex; cis-Golgi network
Molecular function (GO): SNAP receptor activity
Source: RefSeq, a predicted model, not a curated record
AGAGCAUCCUCUCUACUCUCCCUCAAACUCUGAGAAACAGAAAAUCAAAAUAGAAGAUCAUCGAAAAUAAAGAAAGCAAGUAAGCUUCCAACACUCGGCAGCAUUUUUGAAUUCUGUAAUUGGAUGAGGGUUACUAACCUGAAAUAACUCAACCAAUCUCCAUCGUUGGACGCACAUAAGAAACGAAACUAGAGCCAGGGAUCCGAAUUUCAAACACGAAGAUCUAAAUGACGGAUCCGAAUCUGGAUCUGCAAGAAUCGGGUUGGGAGGAACUCAGGAGAGAGGCUCGAAAGAUCGAGGGUGAUCUCGAUGUCAAACUCUCUUCUUAUGCUAAGCUCGGUGCUAGGUUCACCCAAGGAGAUACUGGGUCGCCAACCGUUGGGUCAAGUAGAUCAUGGAAGUCUAUGGAAAUGGAAAUUCAGUCAUUGCUCGAGAAACUGCUGGACAUAAAUGAUGCCAUGAGCAGAUGUGCUGCGUCUGCUGCUUCAACUACUUCAGUAACCCAGAAGCUUGCAAGGCAUAGAGACAUACUACAUGAGUUUACUCAGGAGUUUAGAAGAAUCAAAGGAAACAUAAAUUCAAUGAGGGAACACGCGGAGCUUCUGAGUUCUGUCAGAGAUGAUAUUAAUGAGUAUAAGGCAUCUGGGAGUAUGUCACCGAGAAUGCAAUUACUCAGAGAGCGAGCUGCCAUCCAUGGAAGCAUAGCUCAUAUAGAUGAUGUGAUCAAUCAAGCUCAAACGACAAGAGCAGUUUUGGGCUCUCAAAGAGCUUUGUUUGGAGAUGUUCAAGGGAAAGUAAAAGUUUUAAGUGACAAGUUCCCUGUUAUCCGUGGCUUGCUUGGUUCCAUCAGAAGGAGGCGUUCAAGGGACACUCUUAUUCUGUCAGCAGUAAUUGCUGCUUGUACGUUGUUCCUUAUUAUUUAUUGGCUCUCAAAGUAACUAGGGAUGUAAUUCAUAUUAAUAUACAAAUGUUGAAAGCUGCUGUGUUUCGCUAAGAGAUUUUUGCUUAUAAAUUGGUAGAACAGAUCACAUUCUGUUUAAGUUUGUGGUACCUCCUUUUUGGUGCCAUUACGCAGAAAAUCUCAUUUUGUUUCA